This is a messenger RNA of Siniperca chuatsi (mandarin fish), 3820 nucleotides long. Its product is annotated as ATP-dependent RNA helicase DDX19B. NCBI's taxonomy places the organism in Eukaryota, Metazoa, Chordata, Actinopteri, Centrarchiformes, Sinipercidae. Gene Ontology annotation, molecular function: RNA binding; RNA helicase activity; ATP binding. Bases 172 to 1638 code for a protein of 488 amino acids. The record is from RefSeq and is a predicted model, not a curated record. Gene Ontology annotation, biological process: poly(A)+ mRNA export from nucleus. Gene Ontology annotation, cellular component: cytoplasmic stress granule; nucleus. The transcript is spliced from 12 exons.
UGGUACUUGUGUUCUACCCGGACAUGUGAGCGGUUGUACAGGUGCACAGAGUCGGUUUCGGCACGCCAUUGUGGAAAAUAGUUACUUUCACAUUACUGACUCCUCACUCCGAGCUAGCUUUGCUAGUUGAGUUAUCCUGAGUAAAAUAACAAAAGAAGAAGCUGUUCCACAAUGGCUACGGACUCCUGGGCCCAGGCAGUGGACGAGCAAGAAGCCGCGGCGGAAUCGAUCGGUAACCUUCAAAUAAAAGAGAAACCAGAGGAAAAUGGCACGGCUGCAAACGCAACAGACUCCAGCAGUGCAGCUGCAAGUUCAGAAGUAGAGGGAGAAAACAAGACUACAGAUGACGAUGACAAAGACGACAAAGCAGCACAGUCACUGUUGAACAAGUUGAUCCGGAAUAAUCUUGUAAAUAACACUAAUCAAGUGGAAGUUCUUCAGAAGGAUCCCAACUCUCCGCUCUACUCUGUCAAGUCCUUUGAGGAGUUGCGACUCAAACCACAGUUGCUUCAGGGCGUGUACGGCAUGGGUUUCAACCGACCAUCUAAAAUCCAGGAGACUGCCUUACCUAUGAUGCUGGCCGAACCUCCACAGAAUCUGAUUGCCCAGUCGCAGUCAGGAACAGGGAAAACAGCUGCCUUUGUCCUGGCCAUGCUCAGUCAUGUAGAUCCCAACAACAAAUAUCCCCAGUGCCUGUGUGUGUCACCCACCUAUGAACUGGCACUUCAGACUGGUAAGGUAAUCGAGCAGAUGGGCAAACACUAUCCUGAGGUCAGACUAGUCUACGCCAUCAGAGGAAAUAAAUUGCAGCGGGGCAUGAAGUUGCAGGAACAGAUAGUUAUCGGCACACCUGGCACCAUGCUGGACUGGUGUGGUAAAUUCAAGUUCAUAGACCCCAAGAAGAUCAAGGUGUUUGUGUUGGAUGAGGCCGACGUCAUGAUCGCCACACAGGGUCACCAGGACCAGAGCAUCCGCAUCCAGAGGAUGCUGCCUAAAAACUGCCAGAUGUUGCUGUUCUCAGCCACGUUUGAAGAGUCAGUGUGGAACUUCGCCCAGCGCAUCGUGCCUGACCCCAACAUCAUCAAGUUGAAGAGAGAGGAGGAGACGCUGGAUACCAUCAAACAGUACUAUGUGUUGUGCAACAGCAGGGAGGAGAAGUUCCAAGCCCUCUGUAACAUCUACGGAGCCAUCACCAUUGCCCAGGCUAUGAUCUUCUGCCAUACAAGGAAGACUGCAGGCUGGCUAGCAGGGGAGCUGUCCAGAGAGGGCCACCAGGUGGCGCUGCUCAGUGGCGAGAUGCAGGUGGAGCAGAGGGCUGCUGUCAUCGACCGCUUCAGAGACGGCAAGGAGAAGGUCCUGGUUACCACAAAUGUUUGUGCUCGAGGUAUCGAUGUCGAGCAGGUUUCUGUGGUCAUCAACUUUGACUUGCCAGUAGACAAGGAUGGUAACCCAGACAACGAGACAUACCUGCACAGGAUUGGCCGCACAGGUCGAUUUGGCAAAAGGGGACUGGCCAUCAACAUGGUGGACAGCAGGAUGAGCAUGAACAUCCUCAACAGGAUUCAGGAGCAUUUCAGUAAGAAAAUUGAAAAACUAGACACAGAUGAUCUGGAUGAAAUUGAGAAAAUUGCCAGCUAAAGAGAACGCAGUUUAUCACAUGAAGGAUGCCGACCCAACUUCCCUUCCCUUCUUCGCUCUUCAAGGACUGUACGCUCCUACAGUGUUUUAUGCUUUUAUUUUUUUAGCCGUCGGAGAAAAGAACAAAACCACAAACGCAGCAUAUGUUUACACGUGGAUAUGUCUCCUCUCAGACGAGUGUUUUGUAAGUCUCUGGAACAUACCCAAUUUCACUCUUUGUACCUCUUUGAAUAAAGUCUAUGAGUUUAUCGCUGUGUGUCGUGAUGCUGCAGAAGCAGCCAUAAUAGACUGUUGUAUUGAACACACGUGGAUUUUAAAAAACACGUUUUGGUGUUGGCUGUAGCGGCGGCAUGAUACAAGCUGUUCUAUAAAGAGAUUCACUAAAAACCCUAAUAGAAAAAUAACCAUUUUAUGUGCCACAAAGUUUUUAAAAGGAACAAAGUAUAAUUGAAUGUAACUGUAUCAUGUUGACUAUUACAGCAUUGUGCUCUGUAUUGACCAAAACUCAGUACAAAGGGUGAAGUUGGGUAUGGUGCUCUGAGCGGUAGUUUAAUUAUUAAGAUUAUAUUAUUGAGAUGGUGAUGGUUGGGUUUCAAGGGUCUAUGCAAACUUAUCAACCUGUGAUAGCUGUUAUCAAAUACUAUCAACCUGUUUUCACAUGACAGAAAUUAAUUCUGAAUUAACCUCAGCUUUAGCAUCAGGGUGUGUAGUCCAAUGCCAAAAAUGGCUGCCUAGAGUGAUAUUAUACUACUAACUCCCAAGUCAUGGACAUUUUAGAUAUUUCUGUUUAGCCAGUAAUCAAUCAUAAGCCAACCACACAUCUCUCAUGCAUAUUGGUCAUAUCAUUUUUAAAAACGAUUAUGGCCGUUACCAGGACGGACCUGGCGCCACUGCAGAGCAUUAACCAUGAGUCCUCAUUUUCCUACAUCUGUCUUUUAAAACCUCAUUUUAACACAAAAUGUGGCCAUUAAGGUCUGAUGCGAUCAGUUUCCCUUUGUGUCUCACUGUCCCACACAAUCUUUUCAAUCAGGGUCUCCAGUUUGACUUAAGCUCAGCUACAUUCUUCAACCAGACUGUGCUGUUAUUAAGGAUUGUGAGUUUAGGAAAAAAAAAAACGCAAUGCCUUCCUCAAGUGCAUUAUAUAUACAUAUGAUUUUGUUAUUGAUAUUCUAAGACAUUGGGCUUAUUAUUCUGGCUAACACUUGAAAUUUUGACUAUAUAUUGAAUUAUGGGCGUCUUUAGGAUGUGUGAAUUAUCUUUAAACCAAAUGCUGAAUUGACUUGAGGACCUAUGCCAAUCAGAUUCACUGUGUUGCUCCAACACGGUCGCAUGGAUAGGAAACAUGUACUUGUGUACAUAUUUUAAAACAUUUUAGAUUAAAGAACUAGUGUGACUGAAUUAUUGUUUGUCACUUCUAAGAAGUGCAAAAACAUUCCUCAUGAGGUUCAAUUUUGACAGAUGCAGCACUUCGAAUAGGGUGAGCCUAAAUCAGUUAACCUUGUAUCAGUGGGUGACUGAACGAAAUUACGGAAACGGUGUGGUGUCUGGUGUAUUUGAUGAAUGCACUGGAACAUUAAGGGCAGUGAUUGGUCAGUCUGAACCUUGUACAAACCUCAUCUGGCUCCCACCGGCACUGAGAAGACUGCUGGUGGUAGUCUGGUUUUAAUGGACUGUUUACAGACAACUUGCUGAAAAUCACUCAACUCAUUGAGCAGAUGCAGCCAAAUUAGAAACCAGUGUGCUGAAAAUCCAUGAGACUGGUCUGUGAAGACUUGUGGGUAAAGAAGCAGUGUAUGCAGUUUUAUUUGGACAUUUGGAUGUAUACAUUAGCAGUGAGUGUGUGUGCACUUUGUUGAUCCAUAAUCUAAUACCAGUGUACGGGAGCCAUGGACACACAAAGCAGUUUUGGCUAUAGAACUUAACACUCUUCUCCACAUGUCGUAUACCUUGUUUGAUAAUUGUCAGAACCUACCAAAACCCAGUUCACACAUGUAAUAAUAAUAAUAGGAGUAAUACUGCCUAACUAGGUUUAAAGAGCAAGUUGUCUGUUGUAACCUGAAGGUCAUGUGUAGACAAUGAUAGGUUCAAGGUGUGUGGUAUUCAGUAGCUGAGCUGCGUUCAUGGACACAGUUAUGUAUUCUUAAUAUGUUGAAUUAAAAGAACAUGUAGAUGUUCAUCUGUA